Messenger RNA from Dibothriocephalus latus, 543 nucleotides. The record is from the annotation of a GenBank genome assembly. NCBI's taxonomy places the organism in Eukaryota, Metazoa, Platyhelminthes, Cestoda, Diphyllobothriidea, Diphyllobothriidae.
GAGGGCAUGACGACGACAGCAGUCAAGUCGCAGCGACAAAUUGCCACCGAGGACAUCACCUCCAUCCUACACGGUGCCUGCCUCUCCAACAGCCUCUCCACGGAGGAGAAGAUCUUGCUGCUGAGCGAGGUGGCAGGGCAAGUGAGUGGACUCAAGCGACAACUGAACUCCCUGUCCGCGUCCCUGGCAGGCUUCAAGACUGAGGAAGAUGUGCCCCUGAAUCUUACUCAAGCAAAGCCGAACUUAACGAACGCCAAUAGAACGGUCACCGAUAUCCUCCUGGGCUCCUUAGGCUCUAACAACACAGAAACGGGCCUUGGCGAAAUAUCAAACGUUCAGCCCACUGGCACGUCCCUUCAAUCCCCAGCAAUUGCGGUUAACGGGUUGGCUUAUGACAAGGUUGACGAUAUGAAGAAAUUCAGACUUCCCCUCGGCCUACCUAACAGCGACGCCAACCUGAAGUUUUCUCAGUCCCCUCAAUCCCUCUCUAAGGUACGCCAAAUAAUGAUGUAUUUAUACAACCUACUAACAAAACAUCAGUAG